Molecule: messenger RNA, 765 nt
Organism: Lathyrus oleraceus (garden pea)
Lineage: Eukaryota; Viridiplantae; Streptophyta; Magnoliopsida; Fabales; Fabaceae
Product: proline-rich receptor-like protein kinase PERK2
Exons: 2
Coding region: 1-765 (254 amino acids)
Source: RefSeq, a predicted model, not a curated record
AUGGGGGUAAUUGAGCAAGUCAGAGUUAAACCCACUCUAGACACAUCCUGGGAAGCACUUAAGGAUCAGAGGAAGAUUCCCAACAGUCUGGACCUCUUCUCCAAGAUUGACCCUCUAGAAGUGGUGGCACAUUAUCUGAAUGAUCUUGCAAGCCAAGGCGUUGACAUAUCAGAGUUCUCUGUGGAUUGGCCGCCUGAGCAUCCACCAAACUUCAUGAAGAGAAUGCGAGAGCCCUCUGAAAAAUCAAAGAAGGCCAAGAAGGAUAAAUUAGGGGAAACUUCUGGGUCAAGACCUCCAGUCCCUCUGGCUGAUUCUCCAAAAACACCACCCUCCACCACCAAAACCUCUAACCCACCUUCUCUAAAAUUCAAUCUCACAACCACUACCUUACUCGUUUCUGAAGCAGAAAUAUUGAACGAAACCACCUCAUCGUCUUCUUCUACACCUUCAUCCCCACUAUACUACAUUCUCUCAUCAGACACCGAACCCUCUGACCCCCAAUUCCCCACACUAGCCCAACUUCAGGCGUGUGCUCUUGCCUCACAGCAACCACCACAACCUGAACCAGAAACCACCUCUCCACCCCCUGAACAACCAACAAAUCCACCCCAAUCUGAACAACCACAACCACCACCUUCUGAACAACCAGCAACUCCACCCUCUGAACAACAACCCACAAUACCACCUACACAAAAAACACCACCACCCUUUGAUAUUCCCACCAUACCAACCUCUGAGGAUCAUCCCUACUCACACUCCCGCUGA